GGACACCUUAGGUCUGCUGCCGCUGUUGCUGCAUCUUCGUUUGAUAUGAGAUGUCAUUAAUCCUACCUAUCUUCUGGGUGACAUUGAUACAGAGAAAUGGCAUAAGCUUGGAUGGGCUAAAGGUUAAUAUGCCAGGAGCCUUGACCGAGACAGUAAACUAUGUGGAACCGAGCGAGUCUUCACGGCCUUGCUGUAAAAUCUAGGACAAGAGACUCGCCAUUAAAAGUGCACUAGUUGAAACCUCUUCAGUAAAGGAUUCGCUUCUG
Molecule: messenger RNA, 266 nt
Organism: Aspergillus pseudotamarii
Lineage: Eukaryota; Fungi; Ascomycota; Eurotiomycetes; Eurotiales; Aspergillaceae
Exons: 1
Coding region: 51-203 (50 amino acids)
Source: RefSeq, a predicted model, not a curated record